Solanum stenotomum is the source of this 2057-nucleotide messenger RNA. Its product is annotated as transcription termination factor MTEF1, chloroplastic-like. Gene Ontology annotation, biological process: chloroplast organization; regulation of DNA-templated transcription. NCBI's taxonomy places the organism in Eukaryota, Viridiplantae, Streptophyta, Magnoliopsida, Solanales, Solanaceae. The record is from RefSeq and is a predicted model, not a curated record. Gene Ontology annotation, cellular component: chloroplast. Gene Ontology annotation, molecular function: double-stranded DNA binding. Bases 151 to 1260 code for a protein of 369 amino acids. The transcript has a single exon.
AAAUUAAUUUGUACAGCCUCUCCCUCAUUUUUCUCAUCCUUUUGCCUCUUUCGAUGAAAGAAAAUCGUCAGAUAAUUUUCGAAUGGAGUAAAUUGGGAUGCUAUAAAUUGGAGUUCUAGGCAAUCAAAAUUGAACUACAUUUUUGCAGAGAUGUUUGGAGUUGGUAAAAAUGGUGGAAGAAGGCAUUUCAUUUCCAUGUAUUGCAUCAAACUCGAACUCUUUUGUUCCUCCACAACUACACCCAAUUUAAUGCCAGAAUUUCUAGUGAAUUCACUUGGGUUCUCCACAGAGAAAGCCAUUUCUGCUAGCUCCAAGGUAACUUGCUUGAAACCCGGAAACAGUAAGCCUAAUUUAGUUCUCAAUUUCUUCAAACAAAUCGGUUUAGACAACACCCAGAUAAAAAUCUUGGUUUAUCCGGCGCCCAGAUUGUUGUUUGCUGAUGUCGGAAAAACCCUUGAACCCAAAGUUAGGGUUCUUCAAGAAAUUGGCUUAUCUGGGUCGGAUUUAGUUAGGGUUAUUUCAAAAAGUGGACCUUUUCUUAGAACAGGUCUCGAUACUAGCAUUAGACCUAGUCUUGAAUAUCUUAGGAAGUUAUUGGGUAAAGAUGAGACUGUAGCUAAAGUUCUUAAGAGAUCUCCUGCAUUGCUUCAUUAUCGUCUUGAUAGAGUAAUGGCACGUAAUAUAUUGUAUUUUCUAAAUCAUGGAUGUUCCAGUUUGGAUAUUGAAAAGCUUAUUCUUAGGAAUCCGACAAUUUUUGUUCAAAAGCUUGAGUGGCUUGAGGAUAUAGUGCAAAGAGUGGAGAAGGAUUUUUGCAUUUGUAGGGAUUCCCGGAUGUUUUAUUAUGGAGUGGAAAUGCUUUCCUCGCUUAGUAAGUCGAGUUUAGAAAUGAAACUUGGAAUUUUCAGGAGUUUUGGUUGGUCUGAUUCUGAUAUUAUUACAAUGGUGCAAAGGCUUCCUUUAUGUUUGACUACAUCUGAGGUUAAGCUGAGAAAUGUAUUGAAGUUUUUCAUGGAGGAGCUUAGGUAUGAAUCUAGUUACGUAGCGAGGCAUCCCACACUUAUAAUGUUCAGUUUGGAGAAGCGGGUAUUGCCCAGGAUUAAAAUCUGGCAACUUCUAAAGGAGAAACAGGUGAUAAAGAAAGUGCCAUGUUUUUAUACAGUUAUCAAGUGUUCUGAGCGGGAGUUUUUAGAAAAUUAUGUCCUUCCCGUAAGGGACGAGAUUCCUGAGGUAUAUGAGUUAUACAUCAAAAGUAGAAACUAAGAUAGAGUAAGCUUAUUGUUUUCUCUCAUACAUGGAUUUCUUGGUUUACGAACAGUAUUCACUGAAUGUUUUCCAAGCUAACGGCCAGACCAUUACUGUUUUUAGUUUUAAUUGUAUUUCUGGCUGCUAUUGUGCCAACAUUUUUCAUUCUGGUAAUUGAAGACAUUAUCUUUGUGAAAUUGUGUCAUCUUUUUUUGGUUUGACAACAGAAAAAGUGAAUGUCUUAACGAGGGUGACUCUUGUUUAUUACUGAUAAUGAGGUAUAAUUGCUCCUUAAGACACUGAUACAUGAACCGGUGAAGUUGAGCAAAUACUCCAGGUUAGAUUGGAUCUCGAGAUAAAUUAUCUCUUUAUCUAAAGGAAAAAAAAGGGGGGGAGAAACGCUUGGAUGUCAAGAUGCUUGAUUUAGCGCAGCCAUGUCACUUUACCCUGCAUUUCACAAUUUUUAAGUGCACUCUUAUGCUUGGUGCCUGCUUGUCACGGAUUCGAUGCAAUAAGAGAAAGAACCACAAUCACAAAAGGACAUAACGGAUGCAAGUCACCUUAAAUUGGGUUAACCCGUGGUACCUAAGGGAGAGAGAAGAAAAAAUGAGAGCAGUUACAUUUAGCUACAGCAGUGUCAACAAGAUCAGAUUUAUUUUCCUCCUUAUUGGGAUAGCACUUGUUUCCAAAACAUCUUUCUUAACUUCCUCAGUCUUUCAUGAACCUGGAGAGCAUCUACUAUGUCGAGAAAACUACACUCAAUUUCUUUCACCCUUCUGUAUUUUUCUUGGUUAAAUACCAUUGCAUUUAUUUCA